GCUGGGUAGAGCGGAUCACUCCAGGAGACUCCUGUUCAGGGUAGCUUCAUCUUUCCUGACACUUCUUUUGCUCGUUUUUGCAGCCGUUCAUCUUCCAACAUGGCCAACUUUACUCAGCGCACAUACAGCAGUGGCCCCAUGGGCUACUCUGGAGGCUCCAUGAUCACCCAACAUCGCAUAGGCUCAAUGUCCUCUGCACCUAAGGCCUUCAGUGUAUACGGAGGCUCUGGAGGAAGCACCCGCAUCUCCUCAUCGAUCUCAAGGGGUGUCUCUUCUGGCUUUAGUGGAGGCAUGGGUGGAGGCAUGGGUGGAGGUGGCUUCAACUUGUCCGCUGCCCUGGACGGUGAGAGCGUGCACAUGAAUGAAAAAGCCACCAUGCAGAAUCUGAACGAUCGUCUGGCCUCCUACCUGGAUAAGGUUCGCUCACUGGAAGCUGCCAAUGCUAAACUAGAGAUGCAGAUCCGUGAGUACUAUGAGAAAAAAGGACCCGUCGCCCAGAGAGAUUACAGCGCCUACUGGGCCACCAUCAACGAUCUGAAGGAGAAGAUCAAAAAUGCCACAAUUGGCAAUGCCAACAUCCUCCUGCAGAUCGACAACUCAAAGUUGGCUGCUGAUGACUUCAGAACAAAAUUCGAGCACGAGUUGAUGAUGAGGCAGUCUGUGGAGGCUGACAUUGCCAACUUGCGACGCCUGCUUGACCAGACCACCCUGACCAAGGCUGACCUGGAGAUGCAGAUCGAAGGUCUCCAGGAUGAGUUGGCCUACCUUAGGAAGAACCACCAAGAGGAACUGGCAGCUCUGAGAUCUCAGCUGAGCGGUACAGUUAACGUUGAGGUAGACGCUGCUCCACAGCAAGACCUGAACAAGGUUAUGGAGGAGAUCCGCGCUCAGUACGAGGCCAUCACUGAUAAGCACCGCAGAGAUCAAGAGACUUGGUUCAACGACAAGUCGGCAGCACUGAACAAGGAGGUGACCAUCAGCACAGAGACCAUUCAGACCUCCAAGACAGAGAUCACAGACUUAAGACGCACCCUGCAGGGUCUGGAAAUCGAACUCCAAUCACAGAUAAGCAUGAAAGCGGCACUAGAACACACGCUAGCUGAAACAGAGGGCCGCUACAGUGCUAUGCUGCAAGGUUUCCAGAACCAGAUCAACAUGCUCGAGAACGAGUUGGCUCAGGUCCGAGCCAGCAUCGAGCAGCAGGGUCGUGACUACACUAUGCUGCUGGAUAUCAAGAGCCGUCUCGAGCAGGAGAUUGCCACCUACAGAAGCCUCCUGGAGAAGGAGGAGACCAGGAAUCCUGGCGUAACACAGGUCACAACGACCUCCACCACAGUGCGCACCAGCUAAACAGAGCAGGCUACUUUCUGAGACACACACCCCAACACAUUGUUUUCAAUAGUCACUACUGAUUUUAUAAAGGUCAGUAGUUGUUUAGGAUAAUCAAAAACACCAGGAAGGAUAUGUAAUUGGUAAAGACCUUAGUGCAUUUUCUCAUUGUUGUGUGUAAGUGAAACCUGUCUCUGAAAAUAAAAUUGCUGGCAAAACUA
Molecule: messenger RNA, 1550 nt
Organism: Trichomycterus rosablanca
Lineage: Eukaryota; Metazoa; Chordata; Actinopteri; Siluriformes; Trichomycteridae
Product: keratin, type I cytoskeletal 19-like
Exons: 7
Coding region: 100-1350 (416 amino acids)
Cellular component (GO): cytoskeleton
Molecular function (GO): structural molecule activity
Source: RefSeq, a predicted model, not a curated record